This is a messenger RNA of Phlebotomus papatasi, 4277 nucleotides long. RefSeq lists its product as uncharacterized. The coding region runs from base 136 to 537 and encodes 133 amino acids. The transcript is spliced from 2 exons. The record is from RefSeq and is a predicted model, not a curated record. Lineage: Eukaryota; Metazoa; Arthropoda; Insecta; Diptera; Psychodidae.
CCGGGAUAUUGAGCAAUUCAAAUAUUCAUCUCAGUGUUUUGUGUUUGUUUUGUUUUCAUUGCAUUUUUUAUCAUUUUUUUCACACAAUUUUAUCAUCUUUUUCACCUUUUCCCACCACUUUAACGUACUUAAAUCAUGCCCAAGUACUUUGUGCUGUGUUUGCUGGUGAUUCUGUGUGUUGAUUUCGCCCUGCCGAGCCCCCUUGUGGGCAGAUCUGGCAGUGGCAAGAGCACUUCCGGACGUCGAGGAUACAUUGGACCCCAGUCCGGAAGCGAUGGGGCAGCAGCAAAGACACAAACGCAGAAGAAACAGGGUCUCUGGGGAAUUGUGACCCUGAUAAUGUUUGUGGUUCUCCUGGGAUUUGGGGGCUACUAUGGGUACAUCUGCUUCCCAUUUCUCUGCAAGAAGGAACGUCACUACGAUGUGAUGGAUGCAGAAUCUUCCACAAGUGCCAGUACACCAACAACACGAUCCGCCGCCGAGUUCGAGAAGAUGGACCCGGAAUUCGAUGAGAACAGUGUGUUCAGAUACAAGUAGCCAGGAUAGUAUUAUUUACUCAUUUACUUAGUAGGAAUAGGAUCUUAACCCUCAUUUGACCUUUUCCGGGGCACUUUUGCCCCACGUGAAGCAUAUGCAUCUUGCGAAUCUUUGCAGCAAAAGCAAUAGCUGCGCCCCUAGCGGAAAUUUUCUGCGCUCUAAAUGUCCGGAAAAGUUAGCGUUGAGUGGCAUCAGUUGAUAAAUUUUCAAAAAUAAAAAUUUACAAAAUUAUUUUGCAGAGUUCGCAGAGUUGUAAAGAAUAAGAAAAAUUUUCUUUCGGAAUUUUUGUCAAUCAGAUCAAAAACGAAAUAAGCAUUUUUUUCGAGUUACAUUCCUUCGAUAGGUUUUCUUUUGAGAAGACAAACAUUGAGAGAUAUCGCCCUAGGGGUUAGUUCAAUUUUUUUUUACAUUUAGCCGAGACACAUCGUACGAAAAAUGUGUCGUUAUCUUUCAAAAAAUUAUUUUUUCUCUAACUAAGAAGAUCAUAAAGGAGAGAAAUGACAAGUUACAGCGCUAGUUCAAUAAAAAAUCACAAUUUAAUUCCAUUGCGAGCAGAAACUCAUGAUUUUUUCGGUGGUGGUAUGUGUCUCCGCUUCUUUGUUCUCUCUUUUCGUUGAACAAGUCAUUUAUGAUAAAGAAAAUUACCCUUUUCCAUGCAUUUGUGUCAAUGCUUAUAUAUGCUUAAAAAUACUUAUCAUUUAUCAGAUGAAACGUAGAGUAUACCAGUCAGUUUCGUAACGGGUUGGUGUCUUGUCUUAAGUUGUUAUUAGUCUUGGACACUUUUAGAAAAUGUUUCUUCGAGUAUUACAAAUUUCUAUCCGGUAAUUUAAGACAAAUUUUAAAUGAUUGUAAAAUUAUAAAGGGGCGACUCAUAUGAAGAAACCCAUGCAGUAAUUGCCUGGAAAGGACGUUUCUUGAAACUACAGGAACCCAAAUUUCUAAAAACUCCAUAAAUCCAAGAAUAACGGGAAUGAUAGCGGUCGAAUCUAAAAAUGGAGUAGUCAUAAUCAUUAUAAAUCAAAUAAAAAAAGAAAAAAAAAAAACUUGAGAAGAAAAGUUCAACGAAACCCGAAAAUCUUCAGAAACCUAAGAAAAUUCAAUGGAGAAACUUUUACAAAGUUGUCCGAAAAUCACAAAGUACUCCCAAACGGAUCGUGUAAUCCGAAAUUCGACAGAUUUUCACAAGGUUUACGGGUUUUACGGAACUAAAGAAACUUAACUAAUUUUCCUAGAAGCUUCCGAAAAGAUUCGCGAAACCUAAAAAAAAAUCAGAAAACUCUGAAAUCUGAGAAACUCUAAGGUUUUAUGAAAUUUGAGAGAAUUUGAAGUUUCACGAAACUAGAGGAUCUCCUAGUGAUUCACUAAGAAACAUCAAAUGGUUUCACGAAAUCAAAGAAACGAAAAAAAUUCUGAGAAGUCUUCGUAAGAUUUCACGAGUUCCGAGUAGUUUUCGGAAGGUUUUCUUUCUCGAAUUUCCAGAAGCUUUCAGAUGGUUUCGUGAAACCCGAAAAACUUCAUAGCAAAAAGUUUCAAAGAGGUUUUGAAGUUCAAGACACUCAAAAUUUUGCGAAACUCGAACAUUUGACUGAGAAACUUUGAAAACUGUUACAAAAUCAGAGAAACCGAAGAAACUUUCUGAAAACACUCCCUAAGCUUGCCCGAAAACCUAGAUACCUUUAGGUUUCACAAUUUUGUAGGAUUUGAGUUUAUUGUGUAGUAUUCUGUAAUUGCAGAAACAAUAAUUAGAAAAUGUUGUGUAUUCUUAGAGAAUUUCUUCAAACCAGAAAGAAGAUACGAGGAACGCGAGAAACCUUGAAAAGGUUUCCAUUCCCGUAUUUUCAUUACCUUUCAGAAGAUUUUCUGAAAUCAGAGAUCUCUCAGAAAGGCUUCACGAAACAGGACUGGGGAACAUUCUUUAAAAAAAGCAUUCUUAAGAUUUUGCGAAACUCAGAAAUCUUUAGAAUGUCAAACCUUUUUUCAUAACUUUCAUAAAGUUUUCCGAAAUCUCCGAAUAUAUCAAUUUUUUUAAUGAAUCCAAUAGAACCGCUAGAACUACAAAGGGUUUAAUGGAACUAAAUGAACUUAAGAAAAUUUUCGGAGUUUCGCGAAACUUGGAAAAUCUUCUGAUGGUUUCUGGAAAUUCCAAAAAAAACUGAUGGAUUUCGCGAGGGAAUUAUACAGGGAGUUCCGCUAUGAAAGAAUUUUUCGGGACCGAAAAAAAGCCCGCGAAUUAACUCCAGUAGCAAAAUUGCAUCACUGCAGGAGAUAUUUUUGGGAUAAGUUAUGGAAACGCCAUGACGUAUGCAAAACAUUUUCGACGUCAAUUUUUCAGCCUAUUUUCAGCGCCAAUGGUUCAUAGGAAGUGUAUUUCAAAUUUCUCGCUUGAAAAAUAUUUGCAUACAUUUAGGGGUAUUUCAAAAAUUAUUUUAUAAAUGAGCUCCCAAUAGUAGGCAAUUCAUAUCAAAUUCUUUCAAUUCGUUUUCACUUAAGCCGGAACUCCUGGGAACUUCCUGUAUUCCUCUCGUUCAAUAAUAACUUUCCCGAUUUGAGAGCUAUCUCCGGUUAAGGUUUUUUCUGUGCCGACUUGAAGGUGUUCUUGGCAGUUGACGAUUGAACAUUCUAUCAAGAAUACCGAAAUUUGAAUUGAUAGAACAAUAAGCGCUAAAAUGGCGAGUACGUGAACUUGCACUUUAGGCGAGGGCAAAUUAUUGAAAUCGUACUCGCACCCGUCAGCUUUUUAGUGGCUGAGUACGUGCAGCAAGUACUUUAUAUACAAAAGGAUCUGAAUCUGCCGGGUAUGCGAGUGGAUUUCUCUCGGCCUCUAAAGAGCUGACGAGUGCGAGUACGAUUUCAAUAAUUUGGCCUCUGGUAGAUUUUCGAAUAGGUUUGGCUUGGCUUUGAAUCAUUGAAAGAUUAUUACUGAACGGAGCCAUGAGGUUCACUGAAAAACGGUAAAAAAGUUUACAAAAUUAUAUUGCAGAAACCUUCAGAUGGUAUUCUGAAAUUCUAGAAACCACAGAAAGGUUUUUAGUAAAGUCCGAAAGAUAUUCAGAGGUUUCUGAAAAGUAGAGAAACUUGAAAAUUUUGAGAAACCUUCGGGAGAUUUACAGACCAGAGUUUUCAGAAUCUGUGAGAAACCUGGUUUGUGAAAUCAAGGACACCAAAGAACAGUAACAAAAGCUGUUGCAAGUAAUCGCAAAGCCCCACAGAAUAUGAAAAUGGUUGGCGGAACCAAAAUUUACUAGUUGUUAUUUUUCUAGAGUUGCGGAACCUAAAAAAAUUGCCGAGAUUAAUUUUCAGAUUUUACGAAACCAGAAAAAAUUUAAGGAGCGACCUACUUCUAAGUUUUACUGCUACGGUUUCUGGUUUUUCGGGUUUCGCGGAGGAAUUUUUAAGUUUCACGGGAAAUUGACAAGGGUUUCUGAGUAUGAGUCACCCCUUGCAAAAAGCCUGAGAAACGACAACCCUUUGUCAAUAAAUUUAAGGAAUGAAUCACCCCUUUUGAAUUGAAGUAAAUUUUGACGCUCUUUCAACUUUGCCAACUUUGUGUAAAUUCAACACUAAAUUUGAGUCAAUUGAGGGUUAAGUUGAGAAUUUUUAGGGUAGGAAACAUAUCAUGAAAGACGGGGAGACUGAAAAAUUGCCAAUUUUCGAUUUUAGAAGAAAAAUCUCAAAGCAUCAUCAAAAACCUGUAUUAUUCGAUUUUAAGAAGAAAACUUCAAUAAAUAUUUUUUACGAUU